AUGGCAAGCUUCAACAAGGUCAUCCUAAUGGGGAACUUAACCCGUGACCCUGAAGUAAAAUUCCUUCCGAGUGGAACAGCUGUCGCGAAUUUUGGGUUGGCUAUGAAUGAAAGCUACACCGAUCAGCAGACGGGUGAAAAAAAAGAAUCCGCCUGUUUUGUUGAUGUAGAAGCAUGGGGCAAGCAAGCUGAGAUUGUGGGUGAAUAUUUCACUAAGGGCAAGCCGAUUUUGGUUGAGGGUGCCCUCAAAUAUGAUGCGUGGGAAGCCGAAGAUGGCACUAAGCGGAACCGACUCAAGGUCAGACUUAUACGGUUUCAGUUUGUUGGCGGGAAGCGCGAUGAAGAUGAAAUGGGUGGUGGUUAUGCCGAUGCCCAACCCGCAGCUGCACCAACACAAUCCGCAUCUUAUCAAGAUGCACCGGCUCCCGAAGCAAGUAGUGCACCUUCCGCAACAGAAGAUGAUAUCCCGUUUUAA
Geodia barretti is the source of this 474-nucleotide messenger RNA. The record is from the annotation of a GenBank genome assembly. NCBI's taxonomy places the organism in Eukaryota, Metazoa, Porifera, Demospongiae, Tetractinellida, Geodiidae.